UGAACAGUAAAGUCACAACAAGAGUUUGAAAUAUUUUGAAGGAUCUUACUUUAUUCCCGUUAUUUUUUGUGAUAUUGUGCGGAAUUAUUUUUCGCGAAAAAAAGUAAAAGAAGAAGACAGAAAAAGAGGAAAACCUGUUGUUAAGUGCUGUUAAAAAAUAAAUUAAAAACAAAACAAAAAAUAUUCGUGAAAAGGGUUUCACCAAACAAAAACAUCAUAAUGGCAUUACUGUAUAAUUUGAUGACAUUAAGCGUGGUUUCGACAAUUUUGCUACAGACGACAUGUUAUGCGGGGCCUGCGGGACAAAUUGCAUUAGCAGCUGCGCGUGCAUCGAAGGUUCCUCGUUCGAUACGUGCAUCAUUUCGCAAUCCAGAAAUUGGAGUAGCACGUGGUUUUGGAAAACGAUCGCAAACACAGGCGGGACAAACAUCAACAAGCGAGUUGCCCUGGAGCUACAGCAGAAAAGAGGAUGCUAAAUGGUUGGAAGACGUCGAAGAACACGAACCAUUCCAACAACUUUUGCGAGAGUCGCCAGAAGGAAUUCCCGUAGAUUGGCUCGCCGGCGAAAUGGCAUCUAAUCCAUAUCUUGCUCGUGCAAUCCUUCGACGAUUAGUUGACUUGAACAGAGAUGGAUAUUUGUCUGCUUUGGAGUUGAUGUCGCCCAUAUCUCUUGUCGAUGGCAAUGUUGUUGACUCAUAUUAAGGAAAUACGUUUUUUGAACAGUUUUUUAUUUAUUUAUUUAUUAUUUUAUAAAAAUACUGUUUUGCUUGUAAAAAAAUAUUUACGUUUAAUAUGGUUUCUUCAUAAUUAAAAACAUUUAUUUGUGUCAAACUUUUAUUUAUAAUAAUUUUUCAUAUGGAAAUGCAUUGUACAAAGUAGUUAUAACUCAAAAAAAUUGGCUGGAAAUUAUUUGGUACGAUCCAUUUCCAACAAAACAUGUACAUUUCCACAAAAGCUCACCUGUAGUUUGUGAGAACAAUUUAAGAGAAUAGUCUGAAUUCAUUAGACGAGAAACUGAAUGCUUCUUCAAUUCAAGUUCUAAUGAAGAGAUACUUUCCGAGAAUCAAAAUUAACUUAAAAAAAUUGAAGAAGAAAAUCAAAAAUAAUAAUUUUUUGAACAUCAUUGUUGUGUACUAUAAAAUUUUAACAAAAAGUUUCGCUAUAUAUAUAAAAGUUAUCAAAACAUAUACAGCACUCGUAUGUUUUCCAUCAAUAUAAUAUAUACACAUACAAAAAUACAAAACACAUAUAUCUAAAAUGUGCUAACGUUUUAUUAUACAUAUAAGUUUAAAAUAAACGAA
Messenger RNA from Culicoides brevitarsis, 1301 nucleotides. RefSeq names its product allatotropins-like. Bases 220 to 702 code for a protein of 160 amino acids. The record is from RefSeq and is a predicted model, not a curated record. Lineage: Eukaryota; Metazoa; Arthropoda; Insecta; Diptera; Ceratopogonidae. The transcript is spliced from 4 exons.